AUGCCUAGGAAGAGUGAUGUGGCGGCGAAGAUUGAGGAUGUUGGAAUCGAGAUCGAUGGGGACGUGAGUGACAGUGAGGAUGACACCAGUCGAAGGAGAGGGAACAGAAGACCGGCAGCUGGCAGAGGAGGAGCCCGCGGCAGGGGCAAAAAGCCAGCUGAUGAGGAUGAUGAGGACGAGGAGGAAGAGGAGGCCCCCAGAAACCGCAGAGGAGCCAAUAAGAAGAAAGGUGCUAAGUCACGUGACACCGACGAUGAAAGUGAGGAUGACACCCCCAAGAGAAGACAAGGAAGAGCAGCAAAUAAAGGAGCAGCAAACAAAAAGAAAGGAGGAAAGGCCCAGGACAGUGACGAGGACAGCGAGGAGGAGAAGGGGAACAAGAGAAACAAGAAGGGAGCCACGGGAAAGAAGGGGAAAGAAGAGGAGACCAAAGAUAAGAAAGGAGAUGCCAAAGGGAAGGGCAAAGGAAAGGAGAAGGAAGACGAGAAGGACAAGAAGAAGAAGAAGAAGAAAGAGAGCAGCUCAGACACAGACUCUAACACAGACUCAGAGGAAGAGUCCAUGUCAGAGGGAGAGAUGGAACGACUGAAGGAGGAGGUGGAGGAGAAGAAGAAGGUCAUAGCUAUUAUGAGGAACAAGCCCUGGCGAAUGAAGAGGAGGCUGGUACAUCUGAAAGAAUGUCAAGAAUUUGUGGAUAAAUUUGAAGGGGCUUUGGGAAAAGGAAAAGGCAGGAAGUUUUAUGCCUAUAAAGUCAUGAUGACGAAGAAAUGGAUCAAAUUCCAAAGAGAUUUUGAAAAUUUCAAAACGACUUGCAUACCAUGGGAACGAAAGAUUAAAGAGGUUGAAAGUCACUUUGGGUCCUCAGUUGCUUCCUACUUCAUCUUCCUGCGCUGGAUGUAUGGCAUGAACAUGGUCCUCUUUGGCUUAACCUUCGGACUGGUUGUGAUCCCAGAGGUUCUGAUGGGACUUCCGUAUGGAUCCAUUCCCAGAAAGACAGUGCCCAGAGCUGAGCAGCCCACUGCUCAAGACUACUCUGUCCUCAUGGACUUCAACGGAUAUUGCAAAUACUCAGUCCUCUUCUAUGGUUACUACAACAACCAGAGGACCAUUGGGCUGCUGAAGUUCCGCCUCCCGCUGUCUUACCUCAUGGUAGGAGUGGGGACUUUUGGCUACAGCCUGAUGGUGGUGAUACGAACAAUGGCUAAGAAUGCUGACGUGGGGGGAGGGGACGGAGAUGACGGGGAGUUCACCUUUGCCUGGAAGAUGUUCACCAGCUGGGAUUACCUCAUCGGCAACGCCGAGACGGCUGACAACAAGUACGCCUCCAUCACCACUAGCUUCAAGGAGUCCAUCGUGGAUGAGCAGGAGAACCAAAAGGAUGAGAACAUCCACCUGAGGAGGUUCCUGCGUGUGCUGGCCAACUUCAUGAUCAUCUGCUGCCUGGGAGGAAGUGGCUACCUCAUCUUCUUUGUGGUGAAAAGGUCCCAGGAAUUUGCCAACAGGGACGACCUGAGCUGGUACGAGAAAAACGAGUUGGAGCUCAUCAUGUCCCUGUUGGGCCUGGUGUGUCCUCCCCUGUUUGAGACCAUUGCUGAGCUGGAGGAGUACCACCCCCGGAUCGCCCUCAAAUGGCAGUUGGGGCGCAUCUUUGCCCUCUUUUUGGGAAACCUCUACACUUUCCUGUUUGCCCUGUUUGAUGAGGUCAACAACAAGCUUGAGGAGGAGGUGUCCAUUAGGAAUGCGUCCAUCUGGGCCCAGAAGGAAUACUACGCUAACUUCACCCUCUACAACAAUGACACGGACACCACCCCACCCCCCAUGGACCCCUCUGAUGUCAUCAGGGGGCCAUGCUGGGAGACCGCCGUCGGCAUAGAGUUUGUGAAGCUGACCGUUUCAGACAUCCAGGUGACCUACCUGACCAUCCUGAUUGGUGACUUUGCGCGGGCUGUCAUUGUCAGGUUCCUCAACUACUGCUGGUGCUGGGACCUUGAAGCCACAUAUCCAUCGUAUGGAGAGUUUGACAUCAGUGGCAACGUUCUUGGUCUGGUCUUCAACCAAGGAAUGAUCUGGAUGGGUGCAUUCUAUGCUCCAGGGCUGGUAGGGAUAAACGUCCUGCGUCUCCUCUCCUCCAUGUACUACCAGUGCUGGGCCGUAAUGGCCACUAACGUGCCCCAUGAGAGGGUCUUCAAAGCCUCCAAAUCCAACAACUUCUACAUGGGCCUCCUCCUUCUCAUCCUCUUUCUCAGUCUACUGCCUGUGGUCUACACCAUCAUGACUUUGCCACCCUCCUUUGACUGUGGGCCAUUCAGUGGGAAGGCCAAGAUGUUUGAUGUCAUCAUGGAGACGAUAGACCUGGACCUGCCUGCCUUUCUGGGAACACUGAUGGGCUAUGCAGCCAACCCUGGCCUCAUUAUACCAGCUGUGCUACUGAUGGUACUGGCUAUCUACUAUUUGAACUCGGUAUCUGAGGCGUACCAACAUGCCAACGCGGAGCUGAAGAAGAAGAUGCAGAUGGCAAGAGAUGAGGAGAAGAACAGGAGGAACAACACUGAAAGCACAGACCAGGUCAUGAAGGACCUGGAGGACCUGCUCCCCAACCGCUCUCUCUUGCCCCCAGCUCCCCCACCAGAGACAGGUGCAGACAAUAAAGCAGACCAAGGUGGAAAGUCUACAAAGGUGAGGCCAGGAACUGCAGGCAAGGAUGUGAACCUGCAGAAAGACGUGUCCCUGUCAUCACCAAAUCCCAACGCUCGAGGCGCAGUGACCCGCCCACCGGGUCCCCGGGGGCCUGGACCUCUGCCUGGAAAUGGUCAGCAGGGACCAGGAGGGGGACCAGGGCGAGGACGGGGGAGAGGACAGCCACCUCCAAGACGCUAG
Messenger RNA from Salvelinus namaycush (lake trout), 2877 nucleotides. It is a transcript of the gene tmc2a, whose product is annotated as transmembrane channel-like 2a. Gene Ontology annotation, cellular component: plasma membrane. Gene Ontology annotation, biological process: vestibular reflex; detection of mechanical stimulus involved in sensory perception of sound. NCBI's taxonomy places the organism in Eukaryota, Metazoa, Chordata, Actinopteri, Salmoniformes, Salmonidae. The record is from RefSeq and is a predicted model, not a curated record. The coding region runs from base 1 to 2877 and encodes 958 amino acids. Gene Ontology annotation, molecular function: mechanosensitive monoatomic ion channel activity. The transcript has 20 exons.